AUGUCACAGCCUGAUGGACAGAUUCCUGGUGACAAAACUGUUGGUGGAGGUGACGAUGCUUUCAACACCUUCUUCAGCGAGACCGGUGCUGGAAAGCACGUCCCACGUCCUGUCUUUGUCGAUCUUGAACCCACUGUGAUAGACGAGGUCAGGACCGGUACUUACCGUCAGCUUUUCAACCCUGAACAGCUCAUCAGCGGUAGAGAGGACGCAGCUAACAACUUCUCCCGUGGCCACUACACCUUUGGGAAGGAGAUUGUUAAUCUCUGCUGCUUGGACCGUAUCAGAAGGCUCGCUGAUAACUGUACUACUGGUCUCCAAGGGUUCCUUUUCUUCAACUCUGUUGGUGGAGGAACUGGAUAUGUUCUUGGAUCUCUUCUCCUUGAGAGGCUUUCUGUUGACUACGGGAAAAAGUCCAAGCUCGGGUUCACUGUUUACCCAUCUCCACAAGUCUCCACCUCUGUUGUUGAGCCUUACAACAGUGUCCUCUCCACUCACUCGCUCUUGGAGCACACUGAUGUUUCUAUCCUCCUCGACAAUGAAGCUAUCUACGACAUCUGCAGACGUUCCCUCAACAUUGAGAGGUCAACCUACACCAACCUUAACCGUCUCGUCUCUCAGGUUAUCUCUUCCUUGACUGCUUCACUAAGGUUCGAUGGUGCUUUGAACGUGGAUGUGACAGAGUUCCAAACCAACUUGGUCCCAUACCCAAGAAUCCACUUCAUGCUUUCAUCCUACGCUCCUGUCAUCUCUGCAGAGAAAGCCUUUCACGAGCAGCUCUCUGUUGCUGAGAUCACAAACAGCGCCUUCGAGCCAGCUUCCAUGAUGGCAAAGUGUGACCCACGUCACGUGAGGUUCUUGCAGCGUUGGAGAAGGAUUAUGAAGAGGUUGGUGCUGAAGGUGGGGACGAUGAGGAUGACCAAGGUGAGGAGUACUAAGAUCAGUGUGUUGGAGAAACAUGGAUAUUGUGUUUGGCUUUUCUGCUAUCCUUUUAUGUUUGCGUGAAGGGGGCUCGAAACAUUCGUGUGACGAGUCCUUAGUUUGUAUUUUCUUGCAACUAUCUGUCUCUUGCUAUCUUUGACUUCUACUCUGGUUUUUAACUCCCUCUUGCCAUCUUAACUCUGAUAUGGUUUUUACUCUA
This is a messenger RNA of Raphanus sativus (radish), 1141 nucleotides long. Its product is annotated as tubulin alpha-6 chain. The record is from RefSeq and is a predicted model, not a curated record. Gene Ontology annotation, cellular component: microtubule; cytoplasm. Gene Ontology annotation, molecular function: structural constituent of cytoskeleton; GTP binding. Bases 1 to 1005 code for a protein of 334 amino acids. The transcript has 3 exons. Gene Ontology annotation, biological process: microtubule cytoskeleton organization; mitotic cell cycle. Lineage: Eukaryota; Viridiplantae; Streptophyta; Magnoliopsida; Brassicales; Brassicaceae.